CCGAGGACCAACCGGGAUAUCUUUUUCGUUCUUCUUAAGGAUACGCAAUAAUAAAAAAUAUAUUAAAAUAUGAAUUUCCACCAGAGGACUUUCGAGGAGACGAUUUAAGGAAGGGAAAGUACUGGAUAUUUCAAUUUAAAAAGACACUCAAAGAGACAGGUCAGAGGUCAUGCAGCACUACGGCGUGAACGGCUACUCCCUGCAUGCCAUGAAUUCCCUCAGUGCCAUGUACAACCUCCACCAGCAGGCGGCGCAACAGGCCCAGCACGCGCCCGACUACCGGCCGUCGGUGCAUGCCCUCACUCUGGCCGAAAGGCUGGCUGACAUCAUCCUGGAGGCCCGCUACGGCUCACAGCACCGAAAGCAGCGGCGCAGUCGAACGGCGUUCACAGCCCAGCAACUGGAGGCUCUGGAGAAGACCUUCCAGAAGACGCACUACCCCGACGUGGUCAUGAGAGAGCGUCUGGCCAUGUGCACCAACCUGCCUGAGGCCCGCGUGCAGGUGUGGUUCAAGAACAGGCGGGCCAAGUUCCGCAAGAAGCAGCGCAGCCUGCAAAAGGAGCAGCUCCAGAAGCAGAAAGAAACAUCAGGAGCAACAGAGGUCUCGACGGAGGACACCAAGACUGACCUGGCGCCCUCCUCUGCCCCGGCGUCCGACUCCCGCACGCCUCCCCCUCCCACCUCAGCCUCGUCUUGCCACUCGGAAACAGAGAGGGUGGCAGCGGCCGCUAGGCCUCAACCCGGAGAGACAAGCGUGGAAGUCAACGUCACCUCGCCCGAGCCGUCCGACAGCGAGUCGGGAGCUGAGGACAACAGAGACGGGGAGGAAGACCAAGUGAGGGGGGACGUGAGGGGGAAGAUCAGGGAGGAAGCACAAGGGGAGGGGGGGACGCACCCUGGCAGCAGCUCGCCGUCCUGCAAACCACUCAGCCCGAUAUCAGAUUCCCCCCUGAGUUCGCCCGCCCUGCCAUCCUCCAGCAGCGUGACAAGCGGGCUCUCCCAGAGCAACUCGUAUGCCUCGUCUCCGCUCAGCCUCUUCCGGCUGCAGGAGCAGUUUCGGCAGCACAUGGCUGCCACCAACAACCUGGUGCACUACCCGUCCUUUGACGUGAGCGCGCCGCCGCCGUCCUCUUUACCCUACUUGGGCAUGAACGUCAACAUGCCGUCACCGCUGGGCUCGCUGCCCUGCCAGUCGUACUACCAGACGCUGUCGCAGGCCCAGCAAGUGUGGAACAGCCCGCUGCUGCAGGGGGCGCCGGGCGGCCUUCCGGGAACCCUCAAUAGCAAGACCACCAGUAUCGAGAACCUGCGGCUGAGAGCCAAGCAGCAUGCGGCCUCGCUAGGAUUGGACACGCUCCCCAAUUGAAGUUGCCCCCUUUGCGACGUCGUGUUCCAGCCAGGCCCACCGGGACCCCGCACAAAAACUCAAAGCCUACAGCUUGAUCCUUGAUAUGGCUUUCUUCAUGCGUCUGCUGGGAGAACAUGGACUUAUAAAAAUAUAUAUCCACUGGACUGCAGUACUUCAUGCUUGUGAAUCUUGUUGCAAUUCCACCACUGCUUUUGCUGCACAAAUAUGAAAAUAGCCUCCAAUUAUACCCAGAACUAUGCAUGCAAACAUCCUAUGGAGGCUAGCAAUGUUUACAGACCUACUGUUGCCAUGGUAUCAGCUUUGGACACAAAACACGAUAGAAAUAAAAAUUACAAUUGGCACAGCAAAAAUAGGGUUGUUGAAAUGAAAUUGUGGCUUGAAAGAAGAAGUUAAAAAAAAAAAAGGGGACUUUGGCUCGAGGGCUCCCCCUGCUGAUCUGAAGGCCAAGCCGAUGAAUGUACAUGCCAAUCAUCUUAUAUCAGCGUCUUUAAAAUCAGGUGUUGUGGGGUCACCAUGGCAACAACAACGACAAUAUCCCCCAUUACAAGCCAGUGUGCUCACCAAAACACAACAACAUGUUGUGUUAAAAACAAAAAAAACAAUGGCGGGAUAAAAUAAGAGAGCUAGCUGCAGUAUUUUACAAAAAAAAUGAAGCAAGCUCUUUGUGGGCAGCUAGUGUAUGGUUGCAGUUAAAAGAGUCAAAUGCAAGCAAAGGCUAACUAUGUAUUAUAUCUCUGUAGAUUUAAGAUGUGAGUACAAAGUCAGUAAUUUAUCUGUGUAAUGGGAAUAAAUGCAAGCCUG
Molecule: messenger RNA, 2170 nt
Organism: Dunckerocampus dactyliophorus (ringed pipefish)
Lineage: Eukaryota; Metazoa; Chordata; Actinopteri; Syngnathiformes; Syngnathidae
Gene: dmbx1b
Product: diencephalon/mesencephalon homeobox 1b
Exons: 5
Coding region: 170-1366 (398 amino acids)
Biological process (GO): regulation of transcription by RNA polymerase II
Molecular function (GO): DNA-binding transcription factor activity, RNA polymerase II-specific; RNA polymerase II transcription regulatory region sequence-specific DNA binding
Source: RefSeq, a predicted model, not a curated record